AUGGUCUCAAUCGGUUCUCGAUCUCCGAUUUAUGGGCGUCAUGGUAUGGUAUCGUGUUCACAGCCUUUAGCAUCCGAAAUCGGUCUUCGUAUCUUAAAACAAGGUGGAAAUGCUGUGGAUGCUGCAAUUGCUAUUGCAGCGGCGCUCAGCGUUACAGAGCCAUGUUCUACUGGCAUUGGUGGUGAUUGUUUUCUUCUCUUUUUUGACGCAAAGACAAAUCAGGUUCGAGGGCUAAAUGGAAGUGGUUGUAGUCCUGUCGCCCUUUCGAUAAAUCAAGUGAUAAAAGAUUUAGAAAAAGAUGCGACAGCGAUCCCAAGUGACCACGGCCACGCUGUGACAGUACCUGGGGCCGUUGCAGGUUGGGUGGAUGCUGUAGAAGCAUGGGGAACUUUAAGUAUGAUUGACAUAUUACGCCCAGCAAUUGAAUUAGCUCGUGAAGGGUUUCCUGUGAGUCCAUUAACUGCAGUGAGCUGGGAGCAUGGUAGAGAUCAACUUCUUCGAAGUUCUAAUGCAGCAGAGUUGUUAAAUGAUCGAAGUGAAGCACCAAAAGCUGGUGAAAUUUUUAAAAACGAAAAUCUAGCGAAGUGCUUAGAAGAAAUUGGUCAUGAUGGGAAAAAGGCGUUUUACGAAGAGGGACGAAUUGCUCAAGCUAUCUUGAACGCUGUCAAGGAGAAGAAAGGAUUGAUGGCACUAGAAGAUCUCGCCAGUCACAAGUCACUUAUGGUCACGCCUAUCAGCACGCUGUUUCAUGGUGUCAAUGUGUAUGAAAUUCCACCAAAUGGACAAGGAAUUACUGCAUUAUUAGCACUCAAUAUUUUAACAGAAUUGAUAAGACCUGAAACCUUACCAGCACAGAAAUAUGCUGCGUUUGUGCACUUGCAAAUUGAAGCUCUUCGCCUUGCUUUUGCAGAUGCUAAAUGGUUUGUGAGUGAUGCCGAUCACAAUACGUCACUACCUGUGAAAGAGUUGCUGAGUGAAAGAUAUGCUAAGGAGCGUGCGAAGUUAGUGAACCGGACGAAGGCAGCAAUUGACACGAAAAAUGGCAGUCCAGAAUUGAGUUGUGAUACCGUAAGUUUUCAGGUCAUUGAUGGUCAAGGCAACGCCGUGUCGAUGGUUACCAGCAAUUACGAAGGAUUUGGUACCGGAUUCAUACCCAAAGGCUGUGGCUUCACACUGCAGAAUCGUGCCUGCAACUUUGUACUGCAUGGCCAUAAAGUGGGUCAUCCUAAUGCACUGGGACCGAAGAAACGGCCAUAUCAUACUAUCAUUCCUGGAUUGUCAACAUUUGCCGACUCGGGAGAGCUGCACUCUAGCUUUUCAGUCAUGGGGGGAUUUAUGCAACCCCAGGGUCACGUUCAAGUACUUAGUAAUAUGUUAUUGCAUGGAAUGAACCCACAAGAGGCACUUGAUGCUCCACGAUUUAAUAUUGAUGUGAACCGCCCUUCAAAACAUGGAGAAAAAGAGACUGGCAGCUUUGUCUUGGUCGAAACAGAUCUAGGAGCCGACGUGAUUGCAGCUCUUCAUGAUCAAUUUGGCCAUAACGUCAAAGAGGUGAAAGGAUUGAAACGUUCAAUUUUCGGUCGAGGUCAGAUCAUCGUACGUGAUCCAAACACAGGAGUACUAUGCGCAGGAUCCGAUGGACGGGCUGAUGGCUGUGCCAUGGGUUCCAACGGUAAACGAUCCGUGUCUAAACAUGAAUAA
Molecule: messenger RNA, 1701 nt
Organism: Plasmopara halstedii
Lineage: Eukaryota; Oomycota; Peronosporomycetes; Peronosporales; Peronosporaceae
Product: gamma-partial
Exons: 3
Coding region: 1-1701 (566 amino acids)
Source: RefSeq, a predicted model, not a curated record